AUGCCCAAGGAAACGCAGGACAGCAACGGGGUCGCAUUCUACAACCCAGAGGAUGAGGACUUGUCAGAAGCAGACCCUAUCCAAGCUGCCGCCACCUCCCCGCCAAGGCCGUUGACACUCAACAUGGCCAAGAAUGACACUGUCGAGCAGUUGAGGAAAUGUACGCUGCGCCAAGUCGACAGCGAGAUUUUUGACGACGACGGCAGCUUUUCAAGAUACGCUCAAAGCCCCUCUGGCUCCAACCACGCCGUUUCGCAGCCCUUCGAAAUGUCUGGCGAGCUGUCGAAUCGUGCUCGCCUCGAAUCAUCGAUGAAUGAGGGCACCCUAAGCCCACGAUCGACCAAUGGAAUUCUUCUGGAGGAUGAGACACCACGCGCCAAGUCCCCGCAACUGAUCGAGAUGCACACGUUCCGCGAUGCCAUUGAUGUCAACUAUCAGAGGAUGGCCAUUACGGGCGAGGAGUUGAGCGGGGUACCUCUGGAAGACCACAACGUCGCCUCCAAGGAGUUGAUCAAGGCCCUAGAAAUCGCGAGGAAUAUAUGCGGCGCAUUGGCAACUUCUUCCCCACCACCGUAUCCAAUUUCC
Mesorhabditis spiculigera is the source of this 585-nucleotide messenger RNA. The record is from the annotation of a GenBank genome assembly. NCBI's taxonomy places the organism in Eukaryota, Metazoa, Nematoda, Chromadorea, Rhabditida, Rhabditidae.